AUGGAGUUGUUAGUGGUUUGCAUUUCACCUGCUGUGCGAUUGGACUGGAUUCGAUUGCAAAGAGAAAUCAUGCAAGUUGGAGCUCAAAAAAUUCAGGAGGAUGAAAGUUCUUUGAAGGAAAGUACUGGGGUACUUGGAGAAGAAGUCAUUCUCUGCAAACAAGGGCAUUGUACAAGUACCAUGAAGAAUAGAGUUUCUAGACCAGUGUCCAAGAAAUCUGCACCACACUGGCUGCCAAGAAUUCAUGAAGAUUACUGUGCCCUAGGCAUCACAAAUCUAAACACCAUUAGAUUCUCUUCUCUAGCUGGAAUGACCGACCUUUAUUUCACGUCCUUGGCAAGUACUGAUGUAUUUUUUGAAGUCUGA
Messenger RNA from Dovyalis caffra, 366 nucleotides. The record is from the annotation of a GenBank genome assembly. NCBI's taxonomy places the organism in Eukaryota, Viridiplantae, Streptophyta, Magnoliopsida, Malpighiales, Salicaceae.